AUGCAGCGCCAGGCCGUCGACAUGAUACCGUUUGUCCACUUUGGACUGCAAAAAAUGCGCAAAAUAAGCGACGAAGCAGAUCAGACGUCGCGUUUCCAGUCUCUGAUUGUGGUUCACUCAACACAAGAUCCCGGAAAGCACCCGAACGCAAUCUUCGCAGCCAAUUCCGACAGCAUCCGUGCAACUGGCUUUCCUUGCGACAAUUAUGCCAUGGUAAUCGAUUGCCGGAUUAAGCCGCAAGGGCUCCAGUGUCAGAUGGGCUUCAAUUCUUCCAUUUUCCAUGAGAAAGAGGCACAGAGGAUGCUGGAGCAAUUUGGCCACAUCGUGCAGUUGUUAAGCUCACCAACCAACGCCACCACCAGGGUCUGUGAGCUGGACUUGGCAAGCCCGCAAGACUUGCAGGAAAUUUGGAGCUGGAACGCAGCUGUUCCUGCACCAAUUUACCGCACUGUGCAUAGUGUCAUUUCAGAGACAACUUCCCGGCAACCGGACUCACCGGCCGUCCGCGCGUGGGACGGCGAUCUGACGUACGCCGAGCUGGGAGAACUUUCGACACAACUAGCCUAUUGUAUAAUUGAACUUGGGGUUAAGCCGGGAUCUAUUAUACCAUUGUGCUUUGGAAAGUCCAUGUGGACACCAGUGGCCAUGUUGGCAGUAAUGAAGGCCGGCUGCGCCUGUGUUGCUCUGGACAUUACACAUCCGCUUCUUCGAUUACGAACAAUUGUCGACAAAUACGACCGAAAACUUAUUCUCUGCUCGCAAAAGCACGAGUCCCUGGCAAGGUCUCUGGAUUUCGGCGCCGUGUUCAUCGUUGACACUGGUCACAUGGCUCAGAAAAUGGCCGUCGCCACGGAGCUGCCGCAGGUGUCCCCUUCACAGACGGUCUUCAUCACAUACACCUCGGGAAGUACCGGCAGUCCAAAGGGCGCAUGCAUCUCCCACGCCAAUGUAUGCGCCGCUUCACACUACCAAGGGUUUCGCCUCGGCUUUCGCACCACAUCUCGCGUGCUGGAUUUUGCACCCUACAGCUUUGACGUCGCUUGGUCCAACGUCCUUCACACCCUCUGCUCCGGCGGUUGCCUUUGUGUUGCAUCCACGGAAGAAAUGAUGGAUGACAUUGAUGAGACUCUUUCCAAGCUUCGCGUCAACUUGAUCAAUAUUACGCCGAGUGCACUCCGGGCCCUCACGCCGGACCAUUCUCCGCUUGAAACUAUUCUCCUUAGCGGCGAACGACCAAAUAGCAAUGUGGUGUCCCAGUGGCUGGACAAAGUUUGCAUCAAAAACACAUAUGGUCCUGCGGAAUGCACAUUCAAGAGUGCUUUUGCCACCAUCUCAUCCAAAAACCUGCAAAACCCCGACAUUGGAAGACCUCUUGGUGUUUGUGGCUGGAUUGUCCUCCCGGGGCGAGAACAUCUCCUCGCCCCAAUCGGCCAAGUUGGUGAGCUUCUCAUUGAAGGGCCCCUCGUUGGCCAAGGAUACCUAGACGAAGCGGAAAAAACGUCGGCUGCAUUCAUCCAAGACCCGCCCUGGCUGCUGCGGGGAGCCCCGGGUGUGCUUGGCCGCCACGGACGACUGUACAAAACAGGCGACCUGAUGCGGCACAACGUCGAUGGAACGCUGCAGUUCAUCGGGCGCAAGGAUGCGCAGGUCAAGAUUCGCGGGCAGCGUGUAGAGCUCGGUGAGGUCGAGCACCAUGUGCAAAGAUACCUCGGCAUCACAGCGGCGGCGAACCCACCCUUCGCCGCAGAGCUUAUUACGCCUCGUGGAUCGCAAAAUGCCAUGCUUGUCGUGUUUUUUGCGGUGCCGCGGACGGAAAGCGACCGCAGCUCGGAGGCGGCUGUUGCGGAGCUAACGGCAGGACUCAAUGACGAGCUUGCCAAAGUGCUGCCUAGCUACAUGAUUCCAGGCUCGUAUGUUCCAAUUGAUGAGUUGCCCAUGACAGGAACUGGCAAGAUAAAUCGCCGAAGUCUUUGUGAUAUUGGCUCGACGCUGUCUCGGGAGCAAUUACUGGCGGCCUCAAUUUAG
Akanthomyces muscarius is the source of this 2025-nucleotide messenger RNA. RefSeq lists its product as uncharacterized. Gene Ontology annotation, biological process: amino acid activation for nonribosomal peptide biosynthetic process; secondary metabolite biosynthetic process. Lineage: Eukaryota; Fungi; Ascomycota; Sordariomycetes; Hypocreales; Cordycipitaceae. Gene Ontology annotation, molecular function: phosphopantetheine binding. Bases 1 to 2025 code for a protein of 674 amino acids. The record is from RefSeq and is a predicted model, not a curated record. Gene Ontology annotation, cellular component: cytoplasm. The transcript has a single exon.